Messenger RNA from Clupea harengus (Atlantic herring), 697 nucleotides. RefSeq names its product cystatin C (amyloid angiopathy and cerebral hemorrhage) (gene cst3). Gene Ontology annotation, cellular component: cytoplasm; vesicle. Gene Ontology annotation, molecular function: cysteine-type endopeptidase inhibitor activity. The record is from RefSeq and is a predicted model, not a curated record. Lineage: Eukaryota; Metazoa; Chordata; Actinopteri; Clupeiformes; Clupeidae.
AUUGUUGUUUAUAUAAUGAUUCAGCAAACAACAGAGGAGAUUUAUACUACAUCCGUGUCGGUGCCUAGUCGGAAAAGCGAAUCAACGGUCGUGAUGUGGAAGAUAUUGGUCCCGAUUUUUACUGUGGCGUUUGCUGUUACCAGCGCGGGUUUAGUUGGUGGCCCAUCUGAUGCGAACGUAAACGAUGAAGGGGUGCAAAAUGCCUUGCAAUUUGCUGUUGUUCAGCACAACAAGGGGACCAAUGAUAUGUACAUCAACAAAGUGGCUAAAGUGAUCAAGGUCCAGAAACAGGUCGUUGCUGGGAUGAAGUACAUUUUCACUGUGGAAAUGGCGAGAACCAGCUGCAGAAAGGGCGGAGUGGAGACUGAGUGCGAAAUCCACACUGAUUUAACGCUUGCUAAGCCCUACACAUGCACUUUUGAGGUCUGGAGCCGUCCAUGGAUGGGCCCACCAGUGGUUAUCAAGAACGUCUGCAAACAUUAGAUUUCCUAGAAGAAGCUUCCACACCCAGUCAGGUUUUGGAUUGCCACGAGUCAUAAAAACAAAACAUUCAUAACAAACAUAUUUUUAUCUGGCAAGAAUACUGUUACUUACUGACUGACUUUUCUAUACAUUACAACUAAUACCUGUGGCAUUUUUGAUCAUAUGCCAACUGUAAACGAAUCUACCCUUCUCUCAGAAUAAAGAUUUAGCUAUA